Messenger RNA from Liolophura sinensis, 3531 nucleotides. RefSeq lists its product as uncharacterized. Lineage: Eukaryota; Metazoa; Mollusca; Polyplacophora; Chitonida; Chitonidae. The transcript is spliced from 3 exons. The record is from RefSeq and is a predicted model, not a curated record. Bases 362 to 1417 code for a protein of 351 amino acids. Gene Ontology annotation, molecular function: protein binding.
ACUGAUGAUCGCAGUUUCGAACUUAAGGCCGGGCCGAUAUGACAUUUGUCAGAAAAUGUGCAUUUACACAGAUUGUGUAGCGUCUGAAAAUGUAUUUAUUUUGUUUAUUUUGGAUCGUUUUUGGUUCGGCGAGACUCAGAACAGGUAGUUGAUUACUGGGGCCACUCGGUUGACAUUGAUUUACACUCGGGAUUUGAAGUGUGAAGAUGCGAUGGCCAUGGGGUAAAAGUGAGCAGACAGGAAAUGUUCAGAUGAUGCUUAGAUUACAGCCUGUUACUUAUCACCGUGAGAGACAAGUCCCUCCCCAUACUGCUAGGUGUCAGUCACGAAGGAAGCGCAGCUCGGUUCACUUUAGUUCAGCAUGUGGCAACACACUGUUCAUAUCCUAGCUUUGCUCAGCCUCUGGGUUUCUCUGAAGGAGAUUCAGGGUACUGAAGCCACUGGGAAGCCCUGUGCACAUGGUCACUUUUACCUUGAAUCCACAUGUGUACCCUGCUCAGGGUGCUCUGACAAUGAGGUGGUCAGAAAGCCCUGCUCGCAGACUGCAGACACCACAUGUGGGCCCUUCAAAGAGUUCAAGUUUUUCCAGCAUCAUUCAGAAGUUGGCGACAAACAUGGGAAAAGUUCACAGCCUGUGGCGGAGAAGACUGAGCUCCACCUGACAAUAUACAGCGAGGGUGCUGGCCACAGCCGUGGGAAUGUUGCCAUAAGGGAAACAGCGGAGAACCAACACUGGCGAACUGUUGCCUUUGCCCUGAUCGGGGCACUAAGUGCUCUUGUCUUCCUUGGUACUUUUGUUGUUCUGGUUACAUGUAAACGGAUAAACCAGUCCAGGACCCCACCUGUACAAAGGGCCACAGACGAUGAUGAUGCCGACUGUCCCUAUGUGGUUAUCCACACUAUUCGUCCCUCAGCUUCAGAUGAUGAAGUGACCUACCAGGUUCCCCCGGGGCCUAAUGCUCUACACCAAUUGGCCAGGCAGCGGCAACGGCUUUAUAAAUAUCACCCAAAACGACGACUCCUACAGGCCAAUGAGUAUGCUGAUGAAGUAUUUGAGAGUGAGGACAGUGCCGGCUCGCGGAGGAGAAUCUCUUUACAGGCUAUACCAGAGACAGAGCACUCAGAGAGUGAAGCAGAGUGCUCUCCACUGUCCUCCACAGCCUUGCCCCUACCUUCUCCUGACACUGCGGACAGCUUCAACUCACCAUCAUCGGCUGAUCUGGACCCUAUGAGUACAGACCCUGUCUCUCCUCGAGCUGACUCAGUGACAGCCUCACCCACUUCAGAGCAGUCUUCAGUCGUGGCAGACUCUGCUUCCCCCCAGUCCAGUAAACGAGGGGAGGAGGAAGAUGGCCCCCUGCCCGCAGAAACCAGAGCACUGCUUGUACAAGACACGCAACCCAUAGCUGUUUCAUGAGCACUCAGUUAUAUGUACAUGUGUAUUUUUUUUUUCUGUUUUAGUUUUUCUUUCUAUUUUGUUUGUAAUUUAAUGCCAGUAUCUUCAGCUACAGAUCUUUGAGAAAUCCAAUUUCUUUAACCCAUAAUUAUGUUACUGCAUUCAGUGUAAAACCCGAGUGUGAAGGCACUAUUCUUGUUUGUUUCCUAGUUAGUAUGGGUAGUACCAUGAACUUGAGCUGUUUAAAUUUUGCUGUUAACAUGCCACAUGUUAACUGUUGUGGAUGGACUCCUUCCCUAACACAGGAAUGAGGCAUGGACCUUGCCUUUACCAACAAUGCCAUACAACAAUUAGUGAUGUAAUAUAAUUAUGUAUUAGGGCUGUUCAUUGGUAGAACUUGAAUCUCUAGCAUGUAUUAUGUUAUUGUGUUUGACAUUGUAACAAUUAUGGUAUAUCACAUUUGUGCAAACGAGGAAGUUUGGUGUUUGAUGGCAUGACAAUAAAUGUUUUUAUGACUUAAACAGUUUUUGAUAUUUAAAAGCAGACUUUAUUUAAUUUGAUUAUAUUUAAUGGUUGUACCAAAGAUUUGGGGUAUACAUAUAUUUACAUAUAUAUGUGCCUUACAUGUGUGAUACAACAUGCACUAAACUUGCCAAUGUGACAGAGAAUAGCAUUUAAAUCCUCUGGUAGUUGAAUAUUUCAAUGCAUCAGUAUGGUUAAAGUGUACUAAGGUUUUUUGAGCACCCUUAAUGGGUCACUUGCGGCCAUUUGCCUUAUUAUCCUGUUGCAGGCUUGAAUCCAUUUAGUGAUGGAUUUGCAGCAGUCUGGACAUUUGUCAGGUACUUGGUGAAGGAAGAUUUUACUCCGGCUCUCCUAUUUAUUUCACCCAUCAACCCAGAUUAGGUAUUAAUAGUAUUAUUAAUAGUAUUUUCAUGCAAUCACAGGGUUCAGUUCUAAAAUACUUAGUGCCGUAGGGAAAGUCACCUAAGAAUGUCUUGAUUGAAGUCAUUUGUGGCAUACAUUGAUUGACAGGACCCUAGCCAGUUAGGCUUCUAAAUCUUCCACUGUGAAAAAUCUCCACAAUUUUGAAAGGGGCGUACGACUUCACUUCACUACACAUCAUGAAAGAACAAAAUUUUCAUGAUGAAUUCUGAUCUACCCUGUAUGCUGGUAAUAUAAGUGAAACGUGUGAACAAAACAAACAUUGUAUUUCACAAAAAGAUUGUACAGCAAUUUGACAGGUACAUGUUACUCAUUUGAUACACAUUAUACUGCAGAUUUGGUUAAAAUGGUGAUUGUGAACAUUUACCUCCUUAUGACUUCAUACAGUUGAUUUUUGUCACUGUUAUUAAGGCUAUGAAAAUGGAUGGAGCAGAAUCAAAAGUAUUACGGUGUACAACCGUUUUAGUCAUGCAGAUUAUAUUAACAAUCAGCUGAUCCAAACAGUUGUCUCCUAAUUUAAAGGGUUAUUUUAACUGGAAAGACAAACCCUGCAUUUUCGCAUGGUUAAAUUUGUGAAGUUAAAGAAGUUAAAAGCCACACUGUUUUGAGAUGUUGAACUGGACUCUGGGGGCAGUGCUGUGUCUGUAAUAGUUGUCAUCUUGUGUAAAUUAACCGCAUUUAAUUAGCUCUAAUGUUCAGCAUGUAAUGUCUUGAUUAUAUUUAUAGACACAUACAUUUAGUUCUUACUUAGAUUGCUUCAUUUAUACCUAUUGUAUACAAAACUCGACAUAUCAUUUUUUAUUAUGGCAAUGUUCAGGUAAUUACAGCCAUAUAGUGUAUUUCACCUGAAGUUUGGUAAGUAAAAUUGCACUUUCAGAAGACCAUAAAGGCCAUAUCAUGAUACUUUUGAUGCAAACAGUUACGUUUUUCGGAUUAGGAAUUCAUCAAACAAACACAAAACAACAACCCAACUGGUUUAAUAUGGUGGAUGAAUCAACCAGAAUGGAGUAAAAUGUAUCACUAGAAAAAGCUAAACUUCAGGUGAAAUACAGUAUUUUUAAUUGCAAUGGUGCAAUAAAAAUCAAAAACAUCUUUGUUUCAGUUGAUAACAGUGUAGUAAAGAGUAUUUGAUUCAAUGAAUAUUUUCCUGUUUAGCUUUUCAUAAAUAUUAUGAUUAAAAUAUUUUCACUGUA